AUGGUCAACUCCUGUUGUGGAUCCGUCUGCUCUGACCAGGGCUGUGGCCAAGGCUGCUGCCAGGAGACCUGCUGCCGCCCCAGCUGCUGCCAGACCACCUGCUGCCGCCCCUCCUGCUGUGGCUCCUGCUGUGGUUCCAGCUGCUGCCGCCCCUGCUGUGGCUCCUGCUGUGGCUCCAGCUGCUGCCGCCCCUGCUGUAGCUCCAGCUGCUGCCGCCCCUGCUGUGGCUCCAGCUGCUGCCGCCCCUGCUGUGGCUCCAGCUGUGGCUCCAGCUGCUGCAGGCCUACUUGCUGCAUCUCUAGCUGUUGCCGCCCCACCUGCUGCCAGACCACCUGCUGCAGGACCACCUGCUGCCGCCCCAGCUGCUGCCGCCCCUCCUGCUGUGGCUCCAGUUGCUGCCGCCCCAGCUGCUGUGGCUCCAGUUGCUGCCGCCCCAGCUGCUGUGUGUCCAGCUGCUGCCGCCCUAGCUGCUGCCCGACCCUCUGUUGCAAGACCACCUGCUGCCGCCCCACCUGCUGCCAGACCACCUGCUGCCGCCCAGUCUGCUGACUGCCCUGACCU
This is a messenger RNA of Myotis lucifugus (little brown bat), 561 nucleotides long. Its product is annotated as keratin-associated protein 4-7-like. The transcript is spliced from 2 exons. Lineage: Eukaryota; Metazoa; Chordata; Mammalia; Chiroptera; Vespertilionidae. The coding region runs from base 1 to 549 and encodes 182 amino acids. The record is from RefSeq and is a predicted model, not a curated record. Gene Ontology annotation, cellular component: keratin filament.